GUAUUUUGAGUAGAAAACCAACAUUUCUACAAUCAUUUUAGAAUCUUUUACAACCUUGAUGAUUUGACUGGAUUGUAACUGGAAACAUGUUCAAUGAACCCAUAAACUUGACAUGGACACUGAUGCCACUGUUUCUGGCUGGUGUACUCUGAAAUAUGUGGAAAGUGGAAUAUCAGCAGCAACAUAUCUGUGCAGUGAAAGGCUCAUCUGUUGUCAUUCCUUGUUCAUUUUACUAUCCUGACAACCUGAGAGUGAAGAGAGUCAUGUGGGGUCUUGUAAAGUCUCGUUAUUUCAAGGGUCGUUUCAUUUCUGACAGCAAUUCAAGAAAAGUCACCACAAGAUUUCAGUAUAUUGGCGACAGACAUCACAAUUGUUCUUUAAAAAUACACCAAGUGGAGCAUAAUGAUACAGGAAAAUACAGUGUCAAAUUUAACAUCAAAUAACGCAGAUGGCCUGGUAAUGUUAGCCCAACAUUAAAGGUUGUUGAUUUGAACGUUUUGGUGACGAAACCCAAUGGGAACGGAACAACGAAGGACGGCGACUCCGUGCUCUUUGCAGUCAGUGGAAAGUGGAAUAUCAACAGCAACGUAUCUGUGCAGUGAAAGGCUCAUCUGUUGUCAUUCCUUGUUUGUUUUACUAUCCUGACAACCUGAGUGUGAAGAAAGUCAUGUGGGGUCAUAAUAGGUAUAAUAGUUUUAAGGGUCCCUUCCUAUUUGAGAGCGAUGUGAUCUCCACAAGAUUUCAGUAUAUUGGUGACAAACAACACAAUUGUUCUUUAAAAAUACACCAAGUGGAGCAUAAUGAUACAGGAACACAUACCUUCAGAUUUAUAACUAACUCCAAAAAGGGCCAAUGGACUGGUAAACGUGGCUCAACAUUAAAGGUUGUUGAUUUGAACGUUUUGGUGACGAAACCCAAUGGGAACGGAACAACGAAGGACGGCGACUCCGUAAGUCUGACCUGCAUAAACGGCUGUGAUGGCGGUAACCUUUCAUCUGUCCUCACCUGGUUUAAGAAUGGAGAACCCAUAAAUGAAGGACCUGUACUUUAUUUAAGCAACAUGUCCUUCACAAACUCUGGAAACUACACGUGUUCUCUAAAGACACACUCAGGAACAACUUCAGCAGUCAUAACUAUUGAUGUUGAAUAUGGCCCUGAGAACACAUCAGUGUCUGUCAGACCAUCGAUGGAGGUGGACGCCGGCAUCAACAUCACCCUGAUCUGCAGCAGCUAUGCGAAUCCCCCAGUGCAGAAUUAUACUUGGUUUAAAAUAGAUGACGAUGAUAUUAUAGCUGUUGGACACCAGCCUGUGUUGUUCUCUGGUGAUGGUGGCCAGUAUUUAUGCAGUGCCACCAACAAACAUGGAAGUCAGAACUCCUCUGUCGUCACUUUAAAGAUGAAACCAUAUUGGGCAACAUUUACCAGAGAUGUACUUAUUGUUCCUACUGUUGCUGUGCUUCUGAUUGGGACCACUAUUAUUGCCUUCAGAAGACUCAACAAAAAAAAGACAUGGGCACCAAAGACAGACUGUGAGGAAGACAAACAGAAUGCAGACUAUGUCAACUGGCUCAUCUGUGACAAUAACCAAUCACAAGAGGGAAAUCAGUGUGAGGGAGGAACAACAGAACUCAUCUAUGCAACUGUAUACUUCAACAACAAAAAGUCAAACAUCAGGGAGCAGCAGAUGGACUCCCAUAAAGAUGAAGAUGUGAUUUACAGCACAGUGUGCAGGAACCUGACACGGACACUUAUGCUACUGUUUCUGGCUGGUGCUCUUUGCAGUCAGUGGAAAGUGGAAUAUCAACAGCAACGUAUCUGUGCAGUGAAAGGCUCAUCUGUUGUCAUUCCUUGUUUGUUUUACUAUCCUGACAACCUGAGUGUGAAGAAAGUCAUGUGGGGUCAUAAUAGGUAUAAUAGUUUUAAGGGUCCCUUCCUAUUUGAGAGCGAUGUGAUCUCCACAAGAUUUCAGUAUAUUGGUGACAAACAACACAAUUGUUCUUUAAAAAUACACCAAGUGGAGCAUAAUGAUACAGGAACACAUACCUUCAGAUUUAUAACUAACUCCAAAAAGGGCCAAUGGACUGGUAAACGUGGCUCAACAUUAAAGGUUGUUGAUUUGAACGUUUUGGUGACGAAACCCAAUGGGAACGGAACAACGAAGGACGGCGACUCCGUAAGUCUGACCUGCAUAAACGGCUGUGAUGGCGGUAACCUUUCAUCUGUCCUCACCUGGUUUAAGAAUGGAGAACCCAUAAAUGAAGGACCUGUACUUUAUUUAAGCAACAUGUCCUUCACAAACUCUGGAAACUACACGUGUUCUCUAAAGACACACUCAGGAACAACUUCAGCAGUCAUAACUAUUGAUGUUGAAUAUGGCCCUGAGAACACAUCAGUGUCUGUCAGACCAUCGAUGGAGGUGGACGCCGGCAUCAACAUCACCCUGAUCUGCAGCAGCUAUGCGAAUCCCCCAGUGCAGAAUUAUACUUGGUUUAAAAUAGAUGACGAUGAUAUUAUAGCUGUUGGACACCGGCCUGUGUUGUUCUCUGGUGAUGGUGGCCAGUAUUUAUGCAGUGCCACCAACAAACAUGGAAGUCAGAACUCCUCUGUCGUCACUUUAAAGAUGAAACAAUAUUGGGCAACAUUUAUCAAAGAUGUGCUUAUCAUUGCUACUGUUGCUGUGCUUCUGAUUGUGUCCACCCUCAUUGCCGUCAGAAGACUCAACAAAAAAAGGACAAGAGCACCAGAGUCCGACUGUGAGGAGGACAUACAGAAUGCAGACUAUGUAAACUGGCCUGUUUUUGACAAUGACCAGUCACAAGAGGGAAAUCAGAGUGAGGAAACAACAGUAGAAGUCAUCUACGCAACUGUUGACUUUCGCACCAAGAGAAAACCAAACAUGGAGCAGCAGAUGGACUCCAAUAAUGAUGACGAAAGUGUGAUUUACAGCACAGUGUGCAGGUACCAAGUCUUGAACCCUUCAUAUAUUGAGCCUCCCUGAUUUGACAACAAAUGCCUUGCACUAAAAGGUGUACAAAAAAUAAUGUUUUGAGGGUAUCCUUGUCUAAUGUGCUGUAUAUGCAUUGCAGUGAAGAUAAAUAUUAUAAUCCACACAACAAGGAAACGUGUGGUAAUAUAAACAAAAACAACACAUUGUUCAACAGAAUCUCAUUGAAUGUUUACCUAAGGUUGCAGUCUUUUUCUUAAGCUGAAGGUAUAAAUCAACAGAAACUUUAAUAGAAAUUAUCUUAUCUUAUUAUUAUAAUCUAAUGAGAAAUGUAGUUAAACAUGCUGGUCAGGGAAUAAAUGUUUUGAUAUGCAUAAUUUCUACAGCUCCAUUAUGUGUUGUGUUGGCUGCACACUGAGAAUCCAUAAAAUCUGACACAUCUCAGAUGAUAUCCUUCCACUAGUCUGCCUCCCACAGUUUAACAGGAGGAGGUGAAGUCUGCUGGGAACCAAAAUCAAUAUCAAAAUUAUCCAAAAUAUCGCAGCGUCUCAUCGAAGAGAAUAUGCUUUCUGGUGCUCAGUGUUUUACAAAUCACAGAUGCUUUUGUUUUGUGGUUUUGGCAUUGUGACAGUUAAUUUGCUUUCUGUAGUCUUUAGUUCCUGAGCUUCCCAAGAGUAGUUUACUAAAAUGAUAUACCCAACCUAGGCCACAGACAAUUGCAUAGUGUUGUAAAAGAUGAAAAUAUGUGAAAGAAAUUAAAUACAGAUAUUUAUGUGAGGUACAAAUUAUUAUAUUGGACAAAUGAGAGCAAAACAAAAACCACCGUACAGCGGAACAGUAAAAAGAGACUAAGAGUGAAAAUGAAACUAUUUUACCCACAGCUCUCAUUAACAUUUGUCUAGUUGUUAUUGGUACAACAGCUUGUUAUUACACUGAAAUUUUGAAGAUUUUCUUUUCAUGACACCUGCCUGGUUGUCCUCCAGGGCUUCAGUGAUACGCCUGCACAUUUAAUAUGCAAACAUUCAUCACUAGUAACUACGUAAGCUACCUGCCAUUCAGUGUAAGCUCUUAUUUGCAGCCCAGUGGUCAAAAUGCCUUUGACAUGCUUCUUGUAUUCUGUAUCUGAGACAAUAAACAACCCUGCAAACA
Molecule: messenger RNA, 4093 nt
Organism: Siniperca chuatsi (mandarin fish)
Lineage: Eukaryota; Metazoa; Chordata; Actinopteri; Centrarchiformes; Sinipercidae
Product: basement membrane-specific heparan sulfate proteoglycan core protein-like
Exons: 19
Coding region: 668-2998 (776 amino acids)
Source: RefSeq, a predicted model, not a curated record